CAGUACGAGACGAUUGCAUCAGUUGAACUACGCGUGCGCAAUCGUACUACUAUCGACUACAGCUCCAUUGCACAAUCACAAAGGGAAUCCUUUUACAGACGCUAAUAAUGAUCAUUUUCCCAUCGUCGAUCGUGGCCCAUUUGGCGACGUACCCAAUUAACCUUGAGCCGUAUCUUCCCUCCACGUGUCGGUGUAUUCCUCCGUAACUGUUUUUAUUUCCAGCUCGUACUAUUCAGUGACCAAAGCGGGGAUUAGUUAAAAAGUUUUAUUAAGUCCCCUUUGGUGCUGGAUAAUGGAUGAGCGCUUGCUGGUCAUCGGAUCGAUGGAUAGACCGUAGUCGCGUUCGGUUGCAGAUCGUUGAUUUCAUUACGAACCUUGGCGGUGAUUUGAAGUGCCGGAGUCACCAACGGAUCUGUAGUUUUUGUGCAAACUUUACGCUUCUUUCGAUUGGGAAAAUAUGCGCUACAGUAGAUUAAUAGGCUGUAUGCUAGUGGUGACGUGUGUGGCAGCGAGCCGGAGCGAGGAACCGAAAACAUUUCCUGGCGCUUCGCUUGUGUUGCCAGCCGUGCUUCCAAUUCUUGGAACAAUUAUACCAUCCCUUAUUCCGGGUGUUGGAUCACCCGGAACGGGUGGUGUGGCACUCCCGGGAGUUUCCGUGUCCCACUCGACGUCUAUUGCCACCUCGGUACACAACAGACCGAUCGCUAUAAGCCAUAGUGGAUCGGUUUCGACGCACGGAAACACGGAUGCUGGUUCUGCUGCUUCUGCUGGAUCAACGCAUGGUUCUGUGACCGCCGAAAGCAGCUCUGGAACAAACCGAAAAACUGGAUUCGCUAAAGCACCACUGUUGAGCAAGCGUUGGAGCAAGUUUUUCAAAAAGCUUGGCUAAGCUCCCUCUUGUCGUUCCAAUGGGUUGGGCCCAAAUGAAGUUUAACACGAAACUAAACACUCAAUAACUAAAACACUAAAACAUUAAUUGGUCACCUUAUUGAUGAUUCUUGAACAACAACAUAAUACAUAAUCAUAAACCUGAA
Molecule: messenger RNA, 1034 nt
Organism: Anopheles funestus (African malaria mosquito)
Lineage: Eukaryota; Metazoa; Arthropoda; Insecta; Diptera; Culicidae
Exons: 3
Coding region: 458-889 (143 amino acids)
Source: RefSeq, a predicted model, not a curated record